GAAGGAACCACCAUGCAGGUCCCCAAGUCUGUUUGGGGGGAGUUGGCAGGAGCGAGGCGAAUGACGAAAGCUAAUGUUGUAACAACGGGUGCUUUAUUCCGCAAAUGCUUCAUCCAAAACACUUCCUAAUACCAUUCACCAUCUAUGCCAGACGUAUCACCCCAAAUCCCCGAGGUCUCUCCAACCCAGCACCUGAAGCAGGCAAGGCCCAGGGCGAUCGAAAGCUUUACGUCAAGCUGGAUGCCAGGUGGUCGUUUAGGCGGUCUAGUAACAGAGGCUGGUCUGUUCGCGGGCGGUAGGUUAUCAAA
Messenger RNA from Neurospora tetrasperma FGSC 2508, 308 nucleotides. RefSeq lists its product as uncharacterized. The record is from RefSeq and is a predicted model, not a curated record. Bases 105 to 299 code for a protein of 64 amino acids. Lineage: Eukaryota; Fungi; Ascomycota; Sordariomycetes; Sordariales; Sordariaceae. The transcript has a single exon.